UAGCUGGGAUGUGACAACUGCAAGAAGGAAAGCCGAGGCAAUCAGCAGGACGCUUCAUGCAAGCUCUGUUACAGGGUAUGGCAGAAAAAAAAGCCACGGGAUGCGUUACCCCGACUUUUGCCUGUCACCCAUCCCUCGCCACUUCUCUGUGGAGCAUCCUUCCCCCGAGCACAGCAGGAUCAGAGAAGGGUGUAAGCAAAGGAGGAGUGGCAGGGAAGGGGCAGCGCCCGGCGGCUCCCGGAGCGAGCAGCGAGGGGCGCAUCCCGCCGUGCCCCCGCCCGGCGUGGGCGGGCUCGGCCGCGGUGCGCGCAGGGCUCGGCGGCGGCCGCGCCGCGGGAGCUGCUCCGACCGCACCAGGGGCUACAAGAACUUCUGAAAGAACUUGUGACAAUGUGCUGCAGUCUCAGAACCCUUUUUCUAUUGCUGCUCUAUAGGUCAAUGCAAAUUCCCGAAGCUGAAGGAAAAAGUGAAAUUCUACCUCCAACAAUACAGAAAAUAAUAAAGGGGUACAACAAGUAUCUACGUCCAUUUUUUGAUAAUGGUCCUGUGUCAAUUGGAAUGAGCAUGGAUAUUGCAAGCAUUGAUACAAUAUCAGAAAUAAAUAUGGACUACACAGCUACCAUAUUUCUAAGGCAGCGAUGGACGGAUGAGAGACUUUGCUUCGAUGGUAAUAAGAGUUUGAGCUUGGAUGGUCGGCUCGUGGAAAUGCUGUGGGUACCAGACACCUUUAUAGUUGAUUCAAAAAGGUCUUUUCUUCAUGAUGUCACUGUUGAGAAUCGUCUGAUAAGGAUAUACCCUAAUGGAACAGUCUUGUAUGCUAUCAGGAUCACCACAACUGUUUCAUGCAGCAUGGAUCUGACUAAAUAUCCAAUGGAUAAGCAGACAUGUACUUUGCAACUGGAGAGCUGGGGUUAUAACAUCAAUGAUGUCACAUUUUACUGGACCAGAGGAAAUGAUUCAGUUCGAGGUCUGGACACACUCCAGCUGGCACAGUACACUGUAGAAGACCACUUUACCUCUGUAACUGAAGCUGUGUAUGAGACAGGACGUUACCCAAAACUUGUGUUUCACUUUGAACUCAAGAGAAACAUCUUGUAUUUCAUAUUAGAGACGUAUGUGCCAUCGAUCCUUCUGGUGGUGCUCUCCUGGGUCUCGUUUUGGAUAAGCCAGUCGUCGGUUCCAGCCAGGAUCUGCAUAGGUGUCACCACAGUUCUUACAAUGACAACACUGAUGAUGGGAGCCAGGACUUCACUGCCAAAUGCUAAUUGCUUUAUUAAGGCAAUUGAUGUGUACCUUGGUAUCUGCUUCAGCUUCAUCUUUGGAGCACUGUUAGAGUAUGCUGUGACUCAUUUCUGCACUCUGCACCAACUCAGCUCAAAGGAACUUCCAAAGAUUAUUGAUGAUGAUGAGGAGGAGGAAGAGAAGAACGGAGCCCUGGCAGCAGUGACAAACAGCUGCAGUGCCCCUGACAAUACGAACCAGACCGAUUCAAACAAAAGCAAACAAACCAGCACUGACAGAAAAAGGGAGAGAAGUCAACACAGGGUGUGCAGCUCAGCAAUGUCGGUAUUGAAAAGACUUUUCUGUAUCUUUGAUUGCUUCCAUGUUAAAAAUCCUUACCACAUAGACAACUACGCCAGAUUCUCUUUCCCGUUAUCAUUCAUCAUAAUUAAUGUACUUUAUUGGGUAUAUUAUUUGUAUUUCUAAAUAUUUUGUUUUGUAAUAUUAAUUUAAAGUUAGAAAGUGGAUAUGGGAAGGGAAAUUGUGGAAAAAAGGAGAAGCUACAUUUGGAUCAAGGGGUAUAAAAGGACUUGCCACCUUUUCAAGUGUGUCUGAAAAUUUUGUUAACUCACUUUUCUCCUUUUAAAUGUCUGUCAUCCAAAACUGGCUUUGUAUCAGCAUGCAUGUCCCAUAUGACACUACUUAUCAAAGGCCAGUAAGACCUUUUUUAAUAUUUAAUGCUCAACUUUGUAAAAUAAGAGUUAUACUUGUUUCUGAACUCCAUUGAAUAAAUGUAAAAAUAAAAUGAAAUGUUGCUUUCCUUUUC
Molecule: messenger RNA, 2047 nt
Organism: Prinia subflava (tawny-flanked prinia)
Lineage: Eukaryota; Metazoa; Chordata; Aves; Passeriformes; Cisticolidae
Product: gamma-aminobutyric acid receptor subunit pi-like
Exons: 10
Coding region: 391-1707 (438 amino acids)
Biological process (GO): regulation of membrane potential; nervous system process; chloride transmembrane transport
Cellular component (GO): synapse; GABA-A receptor complex; plasma membrane
Molecular function (GO): GABA-A receptor activity; extracellular ligand-gated monoatomic ion channel activity; chloride channel activity
Source: RefSeq, a predicted model, not a curated record